UUGGCACUCAGGAGCCCUUUCCGCUGUGGUUUCGGGAGUUAAGCAGAAGUUGACGGGUUAUUGCUGGCUGGGCAUCGUCCAGUGAGCUGGUACCAGCUGUGUUCCCGUGUUGGCCUCCAGCAGUGCCUCUCCCCAGAGGAGGCUGUGUGCAUCUUUCCCUUCAUCGUCGUGGAGUGUGGGAUUAACUCAUUUCUUGCCAUGUCCUCUAACAAGACUUUCAGAAUCAAGCGGUUUCUGGCCAAGAAACAAAAACAAAAUCGUCCCGUCCCCCAGUGGAUUCAAAUGAAAACCGGUAAUAAAAUCUGGUACAACUCGAAGAGGAGGCAUUGGAGAAGAACCAAGCUGGGUCUGUAAGGAAUUGCACACGAGAUGGCACAUACUUAUGCUGUAUCAAGGUCCCUGUCAUCUUACCACAUUAAGCUGAAAAUGUCAUCAGUUGGACAGUCAGCCACAUUUCACUGGGAAAAUGAUUUUUCUCUUUGUUCAUAUUCUUUGCCCUAAGAAGCUGGUUCAGUAAUAAAUAUGUGAGACCUUUU
Molecule: messenger RNA, 536 nt
Organism: Nycticebus coucang (slow loris)
Lineage: Eukaryota; Metazoa; Chordata; Mammalia; Primates; Lorisidae
Product: 60S ribosomal protein L39-like
Exons: 2
Coding region: 199-354 (51 amino acids)
Biological process (GO): translation
Cellular component (GO): ribosome; cytosolic large ribosomal subunit
Molecular function (GO): structural constituent of ribosome
Source: RefSeq, a predicted model, not a curated record